Messenger RNA from Pectinophora gossypiella (pink bollworm), 2820 nucleotides. RefSeq names its product exocyst complex component 3 (gene Sec6). NCBI's taxonomy places the organism in Eukaryota, Metazoa, Arthropoda, Insecta, Lepidoptera, Gelechiidae. Gene Ontology annotation, cellular component: exocyst. Gene Ontology annotation, biological process: exocyst localization; exocytosis. Bases 119 to 2365 code for a protein of 748 amino acids. The record is from RefSeq and is a predicted model, not a curated record. Gene Ontology annotation, molecular function: SNARE binding. The transcript has 11 exons.
AAAAAAAAACAGAGUGAAUGAGUGAGUGAGUUGAUUGGGAGGUGGUAUUAACACGAAUUAAAUUACUCAGUUAUUUUGAUUAUUUUACAUUAUUGCUCCAAAUAUAUAAUAAAUAAAUAUGAGUACUAUGGAUGAAAUCGAAGAAGAAGCAAAAGCAGCAGCAGAAAAAAUGGUGAUGAACAUGAUGCAAAGGCCUGGGCAACUAGAAAAAGUCGAACAAUAUAAGAAGAGAAUAACUCACAAAAAAGCCUCGAUUGAAGCUCAGUUGAAAUCAGCUGUGCAAGGCAAGUUGGAUGGAGUAAGUGUAGGAUUAAAACAACUCCAAGAAUGUCUUGAUGAUGUACAACAAAUUGAUGCAAAAAUGGAUGAGCUAGAGGAGCUAUUUAAGAGUGUUCCCCCAUUAGUUGCGUCCCUUCAAGCUGUGCGGGAGGAAGACUCCCGUCAUUCUCAGUAUGUGACUGCAAUGGACAGCCUCAAGCACAUUUUCACUGUGCCAGAGAGUGUUGCCAAAACCAAACAGUGGAUUGGAGAGGGAAAGCUGUUACAUGCGCAUCAGUGCCUAAAUGACUUGGAAAAUUCAAGAGAUGAUCUUCUAUAUGAACUACAUAGGCUACCAAACCAGUCUUCACAUGAUAAAAUAAUGCUAAAAGCAUACUUUGAAGAUGUAGAAAUGGUUUCCAAUCUUCUGGAGAAACAGAUUAAGCUUAUUCUAGCGCGUACCUUGAACACAGUGCGCAAGGAACCCACAGUAAUAGUCACAGCUCUGAGGAUUAUAGAGAGAGAAGAAAAGCGGGAUCAAAUGGCUUUACAGCAACAAAACCAAACAGGCUUCAUGCCUCCAGGGCGUCCUAAAAACUGGCGAACCAAAGCCUUUGAAGUCCUUGAGUGCGCUGUAGCUCAGCGUAUAGAAGGCACGCGCGUCGACGAGCGAGAAGACAACAAACUGUGGUUGAUUCGCUACUUGGAACUGACCAGGCAGCUCAUAUUGGAAGACUUGAGAGUCGUCAAGACUUUAUGCGUGCCCUGCUUCCCGCCACACUAUGACAUUGUUAACAAAUAUGUUAACAUGUACCACACUUGCUUGUCUAGUAGUCUUCAAGACGUAGUACUAAAUGGUUUGGAAGGCAAUGAGUAUGUGACCCUGCUGUCGUGGGUCCUCAACACAUACCCUGGACAAGAACUGAUGGGCAGUCCCGAACUAAACAUCGACGUGACCACUCUACCGCCGCUGCUCAAUCAUGAAACCAUGCAAAGAUUACAGGACGAAUACUUACAGAAAAUGGAGUCUAACUACAUGGAGUGGAUGGAGAAGACUCUAGAAUCUGAACGCGCGGAGUGGGCGCGCGCGGCCCCGCCCGACGUGGAGCCCGGCUCGCAGGCCUACCACACGCACGCGCCCGUCAUCAUCUUCCAGAUGAUCGACCAGAACCUGCAGGUUACAGAGACAAUAAGCAAAGAAAUAACAUUCAAAGCUUUAUUGUUGAGCAUUGACCAAGUCACACGCUACGGAAACAUGUACCGAGAAGGAGUCAUACAAUUUAAGAACUCGCACUUCGCGGACCGGUCCCGCGUGGUGUACUUCACGCACCACGUGAUCACGAUCGUGAACAACAGCGAGCAGAUGGUGCGGCUGGCGCAGCAGACGCAGGCGCGGCACUGGCCGCCCGGCCGCCACGACCCGCCCGCCGAGGACAAGUUCGACAGGAUGCUCAACACAUUCCAGAAUCUUCGAGACGAAGCAGCCAGGCUACUCCUGGAAGAAGCAUUCCUGGAUUUGGAAGUUCACUUUGACGACCUGUUCACUUCAAAAUGGCUGCCUUCGAGCAUUCCCGUGGACACAAUCUGCGUUACAUUAGAAGAUUACUUCCAAGACUACAAUCACUUACGGGAGAAAAACUUCGAAUACGUUAUUAACGAGGCACAGAACCUUGUUUAUAAGAAGUAUAUAACCGCCAUGUUGUCUAAGAAAGUGACGUUUAAAACGGCGGAGGAAGCUCAGCAGGCGGCGACGAAGAUCGUGAAAGAAGCGAAUCAGAUACGAGCGUUCUUCAGGAGAAUCGCACCCGACGGUGUGAACGUUGACUGGCCCUUCGAGGUGAUCAGUAUGCUAGCUGAGGUCCUGAAGUGCCAAGACAUAGAGAUGUUGUCGCUGGACUUGCACGGCAUGCUGGAGAAGUGCCCGGACAUAACUGAGGAGCAGCUGCUGCGGCUGCUGUCGCUGCGCGGGGACGUGCCGCGGGCGCACGUGCGCGACACCGUGGCGCAUGUGCUGGCCACGAGGCAGCCCUCGCGGGCGCCCACCCACCCAUCACUGUUUAAACAUAUCACCUUCAAUGACAGACUCCUUUCACACUUUGCCUUGUAAAACAAGUCCAAUGGGCGUUUUGUCUUCUAAGGGUCAGCGCAAACAAAUAUAAACAACUCGAGCAAACGCUUGCAGUAUUUCGUACUCCUACUCGUCAAUAUUGUACUUUAUGACAAAGGGAAUAAAGUUAUUUUUAGUGGUAUCAGAAAAUAAUCCCUUCGUGGCUGCUCUUGUUCUGCGCUGGCGCUAAGGACAACUUUAUUAAUCAUAGAUAGAUAUAGGUACAUAAUGAUAUAACGCCACCAACAUUAUUAAUAUAUUUCUGCUAUAUUUAGAAUUAGAUAAUAUAAAAGGUAUUUUUCAACAUUAUAAUAUUACCAAUAGAUAUAGUUAUUUAUUUAGUUAUUAAUUCUAUAGGUAUAUUUUAUACCCAUGUGGUGCGUAAGGUGCGUUAUUAUAAUAAGACUGUUAAUAUUAUUGAAUAAUUAUAGUGUAUGUUACACCCAAAAAUGGUU